GAAGGGAGGGCUAGGGCACUUGCUCCCAAGCCAGAUAUGGCUUGGAGGGAGCAACCAGGGAAUUGAGAAAUCUGUGCCAAAGCUGAGGAGGCCUUCAGGGUGAUACCAGAAGGCUUGGCAUGAAAGCUGUUUGGAUAAUCAUCCCUCACACUUCUGCAGUGCUCUAUGCUUUGCAAAGUGCCUCCAGGUCUGUGAUUUCACUAGGUUCUUCCAGUACUUCUGUGAGGUGGUUAGAUCUGGUGCUAGAGGUAAAGAAACUUGCAAGAUCACCAAGUGGCAGACGUGGAACUCCAAAACCAGGGCUCCUGCUUCUUGGUCCUGUGCACUUGAACUGCAGCAGGCUGGCAGCCUCUGGAUGAAUGUGAAGGACCAGCUUCUCUGUGAUUGUACUACACCGACUUUGAGGCAUGAUGAAUUCUAGAAGGACACGACGUAGAACAUCUGGCCGUAGGGUCAACUCUAACUUGAACCUGUGUUGUUGCCUUCCAUUGUUUGAAUGUCGUCGACGAUCCAAAAAUCAGCGGUCGGCGGACACCCCGCUCUCCCAGCUCCUGAGAUAUCCGCCGGUGACGAGGUCAGCGGUCACUGAAUACGGGGCUCGGAGUCUCUUCCGAGGCGGCAGCGAGGACGCUCAGCAGGCGGGAUGUGUGCUGGUGCUGGAGACGGGCAGCUCCUGUUCGAGUGCUCCUGAAGAGGCGAUGCUACCAUUCGCUGCUCCGGAGGAUCCCUGGGACGACCAAGAAAUGGAGGUGUUCGGCAGCAGCGGCGGGGCGUGCGGUGGCGGCGAGCCACAGGAUAUGUUUGCCCCGAAGAUGGCUGAGGUUAUACAAGAACAUGAACAGGAAGAGGUGGAGGACAUGGGGGAUUAUCUCAGACUUUGUAAGACAACGGAGGUUGUACAAGAAGAUGAACCUGAAGAGGUAAAUGAUCUUAAAAUGGUUGAUGAGCCAAUGGAAGAGGGAGAACCAGAAUCUAGCCUGGAUGAAGAUGUUAAAGAAAUCCCUAUUACACAUCACGUGAAAGAAGGAUAUGAGAAAGCAGAUCCUGCACAGUUUGACCUGCUCAAGGUUCUUGGUCAGGGGUCUUUUGGAAAGGUUUUUCUUGUUAGAAAGAAGACUGGUCCUGAUGCUGGGCAGCUCUAUGCAAUGAAGGUGUUAAGAAAAGCUUGCUUAAAAGUUCGAGACCGCGUUCGCACAAAGAUGGAGAGGGAUAUUCUGGUGGAAGUAAAUCAUCCAUUUAUCGUCAAACUACACUAUGCCUUUCAGACUGAGGGAAAGCUGUAUUUAAUCUUGGAUUUCCUCAGAGGAGGAGAUGUCUUCACAAGAUUAUCCAAAGAGGUUCUUUUUACAGAGGAAGAUGUGAAAUUCUACCUUGCCGAAUUGGCCCUGGCUUUGGAUCAUCUGCAUCAAUUAGGAAUUGUGUAUAGAGACCUGAAACCAGAGAACAUCUUGCUUGAUGAAAUAGGACAUAUCAAGUUAACAGAUUUUGGGCUUAGCAAAGAGUCAGUGGAUCAAGAAAAGAAGGCAUACUCAUUUUGUGGCACUGUCGAAUAUAUGGCUCCUGAAGUAGUAAACAGACGAGGCCAUUCUCAGAGUGCUGAUUGGUGGUCAUAUGGUGUACUUAUGUUUGAAAUGCUUACUGGCACUUUGCCGUUUCAAGGUAAAGACAGAAAUGAGACCAUGAAUAUGAUACUGAAAGCAAAACUUGGAAUGCCUCAAUUUCUUAGUGCUGAAGCACAAAGUCUUUUAAGGAUGUUAUUCAAAAGGAAUCCAGCAAAUAGAUUGGGAUCAGAAGGAGUUGAAGAAGUCAAAAGACAUGCUUUUUUUGCAUCUAUUGACUGGAAUAAACUAUAUAAAAGAGAAGUUCAGCCUCCUUUCCGACCUGCUUCUGGAAAACCAGAUGAUACUUUUUGUUUUGAUCCUGAAUUUACUGCCAAAACACCUAAAGAUUCUCCUGGUUUGCCAGCCAGUGCAAAUGCUCAUCAGCUCUUCAAAGGAUUCAGCUUUGUUGCAACUUCUAUUGCAGAAGAAUAUAAAAUCACUCCUGUUACAAGUGCAAAUGUAUUACCAGUCGUCCAGAUGAAUGGAAAUGCUGCUCAAUUUAGUGAAGUCUAUGAAUUGAAAGAGGAUAUUGGUGUUGGUUCUUACUCUGUUUGCAAGCGAUGCAUACAUUCAGGUUCCAACAUGGAAUUUGCAGUAAAGAUCAUUGAUAAAAAUAAACGAGAUCCCUCCGAAGAAAUUGACAUUCUUAUGCGUUAUGGACAACAUCCCAACAUUAUCACUUUAAAGGAUGUCUUUGAUGAUGGAAGAUAUGUUUACCUUGUUACGGAUUUGAUGAAAGGAGGAGAACUACUGGAUCGUAUUCUCAAAAAAAAGUGUUUCUCAGAACAGGAAGCUAGUGAUGUGCUGUAUGUAAUAACAAAGACAGUUGAAUAUCUUCAUUGUCAAGGAGUUGUUCAUCGUGAUCUUAAGCCCAGUAAUAUUUUGUACAUGGAUGAAUCAGCCAAUGCAGAUUCAAUUAAGAUCUGCGAUUUUGGGUUUGCAAAACAGCUUCGAGGAGAAAAUGGACUUCUGUUAACUCCGUGCUACACUGCAAACUUUGUAGCACCUGAGGUUCUCACUCAACAGGGAUAUGAUGCUGCUUGUGAUAUUUGGAGUUUAGGAGUCCUAUUUUACACUAUGUUGGCUGGCUACACUCCAUUUUCCAAUGGACCCAAUGAUACUCCUGAAGAAAUACUCCUGCGUAUAGGCAAUGGGAAGUUCUCUUUGAGUGGUGGAAACUGGGACAAUAUUUCAGAUGGAGCUAAGGAUUUGCUUUCUCAUAUGCUUCAUAUGGACCCACGUCAGCGUUAUACUGCUGAACAAGUAUUAAAACACUCUUGGAUAACCCAGAGAGAACAGUUGCCGAGGGAUCAGCCAAAGACAAAUGAUGCAUCACAUGUUGUUACGGAAGCAGUGGUUGCAACAUAUUCUGCCUUGACUCCCAAGUCUUUCCAACCAAUUCUAGAGCCUGUUGCUGCUUCAAGUUUAGCUCAGAGGCGGAGCAUGAAAAAGCGAACAUCCACUGGCUUGUAA
Messenger RNA from Microtus ochrogaster (prairie vole), 3074 nucleotides. RefSeq names its product ribosomal protein S6 kinase A6 (gene Rps6ka6). Gene Ontology annotation, biological process: intracellular signal transduction; protein phosphorylation. Gene Ontology annotation, molecular function: magnesium ion binding; ATP binding; protein serine/threonine kinase activity. Lineage: Eukaryota; Metazoa; Chordata; Mammalia; Rodentia; Cricetidae. The record is from RefSeq and is a predicted model, not a curated record.